UCUGUUGAAGUAUUUCUAAAUUUGGAUUACAGUAAUAUGUAUGAUUUAUGGGUCCAAUGUUUUUCGAUUUCUGAGUUACCAAACAAAGAUGAAUGAGCUUUAUAGUUGUUAUAGCUACCACCACCAUCCAUGCACUCCCAUUCUUCACUCUCUCCCUCUUUCUCGCUCUUAUCGCCACAUUUCUCUCUCUGUUCUUUUUGAUCUUCAUCUUGGUAUUCUGAUCUUCAAAGUUCCUCUGUUUUCCUUUUUUUCCUUCCUGCCCUUUUCGUUUUCCUGCCUAUUCUAUCUCUAUCUCCAUUGCCUUCUCUCCUUUUUCGCUUAACAUUCAUGCAGGGGGGAAGAUUUUCAAAUGUAACGAACCUCUCAUUAAAAUAAGUUAUAUCCAUCAUUAACUUCGUUUUUGGUUUUUGUUGUGAAGCUGUUAUUUUGGGUUGUGACUGAAAGUUAACUCUUUCCUAAAUGGUAUUGAGAAUAAACUCUAGGAGGAGUUAGAUCUGAUUGAAAUGCAUGCAGUGUUUGUGAUGAAUAAGAGACUCAAUUUUCUAUGAGGUCAAUCAAAUCAUGGAGGUGGUUGAUGGGAAGAAAGAUUGUCUUGUCUGAUGGGAAAGUCAAGUUUCAAGAUGAGACAACUGCCUAUGGCAGUUGUUUGUAUAGUGAUGUUGUUUGUUUUGUUUAGAACUAUAAAUUAUGAGUAUUACCAAGAAGAGAUAGAGAAAAAGUGGAGUUUCUUUGGAGAAACAAUGUCACAGGAGAAUGCUGACAAUUUUGCAAAGUUAAAAGGCCUGCCGCAGGGUAUAGUACACGCUACUUCAAAUUUUGAGUUGAGGCCUUUAUGGUUACCAAGUGGAUUAAGGUCAAAGGUUAGUGAUUACUCUAAUAGGAACUUGCUGGCAAUGCCAGUUGGAAUUACACAAAAGAACAAUGUAAAUGACAUGGUGCAAAAGUUUCUUACAGGAAAUUUUACAAUUAUUUUAUUCCAUUAUGAUGGCAAAGUGGAUGAGUGGUCAGGUUUUGAUUGGAGCAGAACGGUCAUACACAUAGCUGCUCAAAAUCAAACUAAGUGGUGGUUUGCAAAAAGAUUUCUACAUCCAGAUAUUGUAUCUACUUAUGAUUAUAUCUUUCUCUGGGAUGAGGAUUUAGGGGUGGAGCAUUUUUCUCCAUCAAGAUACAUUGAGAUUGUGAAGGAAGAAGGAUUGGAGAUAUCACAACCAGCUCUUGACCCAAAUUCAGUAGAAAUACAUCACAGAAUUACAGUUAGAGCUAGGAUGAAGAAAGUUCAUAGAAGAGUCUAUGAACUUAGAGGCAAAACUAAAUGUUCAGAGGAAAGCCAAGGGCCACCAUGUACCGGCUUUGUGGAGGGUAUGGCUCCUGUUUUCUCUCGUUCGGCCUGGUUUUGUACUUGGCAUCUUAUACAGAAUGACCUUGUCCAUGGAUGGGGAAUGGAUAUGAAGCUAGGAUAUUGUGCACAGGGUGAUCGCACAAAAAAUGUGGGGGUUGUCGAUAGCGAAUAUGUUGUACAUAAGGGAAUACAAACUCUGGGUGGUGAUUUAACAAAAGAUGCAAGUACUAAAACACCACCUACGAAGCAUGGCUUGGACGUGCGAACAGAGAUACGAAGACAAUCAACAUGGGAACUUGAAGUCUUCAAAGAGAGGUGGAAUCGGGCUACUUCUGAGGACACUAGAUGGGUAGACCCAUAUAAAAGUGAUCAAAGGCGCUUCAGACGAAGGCGCAACAGCAAACGGCUAUCAUAACUGCUUGUUUAACUAACUUGGUUUGAUUGUGUUAGCCCUACUUCUUUCAUGGGUACAAGUCUUGCUUAAAGGUGCAAGGCCAAUUGCGGUAUUGGGAAGGUGAUAUGUAGCCUUAUAGCCUUAUCUGCAGCAUCAAAGAGGCCGUUUUCUGGCUUC
Molecule: messenger RNA, 1910 nt
Organism: Arachis ipaensis
Lineage: Eukaryota; Viridiplantae; Streptophyta; Magnoliopsida; Fabales; Fabaceae
Source: RefSeq, a predicted model, not a curated record